Molecule: messenger RNA, 945 nt
Organism: Canariomyces notabilis
Lineage: Eukaryota; Fungi; Ascomycota; Sordariomycetes; Sordariales; Chaetomiaceae
Product: WD40 repeat-like protein
Exons: 4
Coding region: 1-945 (314 amino acids)
Biological process (GO): COPII-coated vesicle budding; positive regulation of TOR signaling; protein import into nucleus
Cellular component (GO): nuclear pore outer ring; COPII vesicle coat
Molecular function (GO): structural molecule activity; protein binding
Source: RefSeq, a predicted model, not a curated record
AUGUGGAGCACGGUGUGGAGCACCACAUCUCACCUCGCAGGAGCCCAGGUCAUCGCCAACUCUGGCCAUGAUGACAUGAUUCACGAUGCAGUCCUCGACUACUACGGCCGGAGGUUAGCGACGUGUUCCUCAGAUCGCACCAUCAAAAUCUUUGAGAUUGAAGGCGAGACGCAGCGGCUCACAGAGACACUCAAGGGGCACGAUGGCGCGGUAUGGUGCGUCUCAUGGGCGCACCCAAAAUACGGCAACAUCCUGGCGAGCGCGGGCUACGACGGGAAGGUGCUGAUUUGGCGCGAGAUGAACGGGGCGUGGCAGCGCAUCUUUGACUUUGCGCUGCACAAGGCCAGCGUCAACGUCGUCUCGUGGUCGCCGCACGAGGCAGGUUGCCUGCUCGCCUGCGCCUCGUCCGACGGCAACGUCAGCGUGCUCGAGUUCAAGGACAACAGCUGGGAGCACAGCAUCUUCCACGCACACGGCCUCGGCGUCAACUCGGUGUCCUGGGCGCCCGCAACCAACCCAGGCAGCAUCGUCAGCAGCAAGCCCAACCCCAAGGCCACGGGCAACCGGCGGUUCGUCACGGGCGGGUCCGACAACACGCUCAAGAUCUGGGUAUACGACCCGGCCACCAACGGGUACAAGAUGGAGCGCGAGCCGCUGACGGGCCAUACCGACUGGGUGCGCGACGUGGCGUGGAGCCCGACGGUGCUGCAAAAGAGCUACAUAGCGAGCGCUUCCCAGGAUCGGACGGUGCGUAUCUGGACCAGCGAUCCUGCUAACCCGGGUAACUGGAACUGCAAGGUACUCAACUUUGACGCGGCCGUCUGGCGCGUGAGCUGGUCGCUGAGCGGGAACGUCCUGGCGGCGAGCAGUGCCGACAACAAGGUGACGCUGUGGAAGGAGAACCUCCGGGGCGAGUGGGAAUGUGUCAAGGUUAUCGAGGAGUAA